UAUUAUACUAACAUAUGAAAAAGUAUAUUCAUGUUUUUUAUAUGUCAGGAGAAUAUUAUAUCAGUGAUUAUUUGAUUUGACAAGAUGUGCAUUAGUUACUAAGCGAACACGUACACACAAUCAUAGAUACAUGUAUAUCAACUAAAAAAUAAAAAAAAAUUUUUUAAAUUAAAACUUGAUUCAUUAUUAAAUUUGAUUAAAAUUAUUUCAUUUCAUCAACAAAAUUAAAGUUAAUUCAUUUUAAUAUUUAUCAAGAUUGAACAAUAUGAAAUUAUCACUAAGUGAACAAGGAUGGAAUCGAUUAUUUCUUAUUUUAAAUGGUGUUUUCUUGGUAACUAAUCGUAUAUUGAUUUAAUCCUAUUUUAUUAUUAUUAUUAUUCAUUAUAUUUAGGUAUAUAGUAUCAUUUUAUUUGCAUUAGGUAUUAAAGCACAAGAUGAUUUGGGACAAUUCAAGACAAUAUUACAAGGAAUUAAUCCACCUAUAUUACCAACAAUUAUAUUUACAGGAUUUAUUGGUAUAAUUGGUUCAAUUACUGGUUAUUGUAAAAUAAUGAAACCAAAUCAAAUUGUUAUUAUAUUGCAUAUUACUUGUAUGACUAUAGCAACAAUUACUGAAUUAUGUAUAUCAUUAGGUACAGUAAUGACACCAAAUGAAUUCUUUACAAAUGCUAAUUAUACAUUGAUGGAUUCAUUGAAUUAUUAUGAUAUACAUCCAUUAUAUCAUGAACAAUUUGAACAAUUACAAACUAAUUAUAAAUGUUGUGGAAGUUCAAUGUUUACAGAUUAUCGAAGAACUAAUAAUAGUUUACCAGCAAGUUGUAAAAAUAAUGAAACUAUUUACACAGUGUAUAAUCUAAAUUUUCAUAAUCAUGAUAAAGUAAACAGUUUGAAUAAAUUUCACACAUGUAUUAAGAUUAUAAUACCAAGUGAAUUUACACAAGCAAGUGCGUAUCAGGACUCAGUAGCUAAGUGGAUAAAGCGAUGGCGUUUAAAGCAAACGACACUGGGUUCGAGUCCCAGAUUGAACAUCAACUCUGAGAUGCAGGUACAUCAAGGUGACGAGUCCCAAAUAGAACGAAACGAGCGUCGUGGAUUCCACUGCUAGCCACCAUCCAUCAUUGCUUAUAAUAACAAUAUAUUCUGAAAAUUAUGAUGACAUAAUUCACACCAGUUUACAAGCAUGAUCAAUUUGAUAUAAAUAGUAACAUUGUAUGUUUUAAGUUUACUAGUUUAGUAAUUGUUUAGCUAGUACAUGUAUUUUAUAGCAAUGCAAUAAAUCAGCUGGGAACUUUUGAUUUUUCUUAAAUGGAUAUCCUGUUGAUUUAUGAAUGGUGUAUUUAAGGUUAUUUCCUGUGCCAGAAUGAAUUAUUGAUAAUUAUUUACAAUUAGAGAAAUUAAAAUGAAAACAGAGAGCACGGAACAACAAAGCAAUAAUGACUAGAAUAUUUCAAUCAGCAAAGAUGGAUAGUGAUUAGCAGUGGAACGCGCGUUUCAUCCUAUUUGGGACUCGUCAGCCGGAUGUACCUGCAUCUGAGAGUUGAUAUUCACUCCGGGACUCGAACCCAGUACCUUUCGCUUCAAACGCCAUCACAUUAUCCAUUUACCUAAUGAGUCCUGAUAGCCACUUGCAUGUACAAUGUGGUGAAGUUUAAAUUUACUUGGUAUUAAUUACUGGAAUCUACCAUCAGUCUCUUAUUGACAUAUGUGCAAAAUGUGCUUAUUACCUCAAUAUUGGCUAUUAGGACUCAGUAACUAAGUGGAUAACGCGAUGUUAUUUGAAGCGAACGGUACUGGUAUCGAGUCUCGUAGUGAACAACAACUCUGAGGCAAUCCGCACAGGAUGCACAUAUACAAACAUGAGACUGAUCAAUUACAGUCGUAAAUAACAAUGGGAAGAUACAAGUAAAACAAUAUGAAGCGAAUUUAUGUCAACCAGCUUUACCAUAAUGCUUGUGUCAUGUGACCCAGUGAUAUACUGUUCAUGUUAGAUAUUAUUCAAAUUAGUUAAGGUUGCUAGGGACAGUAUUAACGUGAAGUGAUAGCAUGUAGGUGGUUCUAUUUGUGGAAUGCACUAAUAAAGAUGGCUAAACACUUAAAGAUCCUAUAAUUUCACUUGUGGAAUGAGAUACACUCACAGGUGAUAGAACAUUCAAUGCAUUUUCAGAGGAGCAGUAUGCAUCGAUGCAACGAACAAAUAAUGAAAGUGUUUUUAUCGUAAGGAUGGAUUAUGGUGGGUUAUUCCAGAGUCUAGAAAAUUUACAGGUAAAGUAACCCAUAUAAAGAGAUGAUUUAGAAUGAGUUUGUUUCACCAGUGACAAGGAAUUACGGAAGUCAUAAUGAGAAGUUUCUGCAUAUUCAAUCGCGUGAUUGCAUGUAAACGAUAGUUUAAUAAGUAAUUUGAAGAAGAAGAAGAAAAAAAAAAGAUUUAGUUUGAGUCUCCUCCUCCAUAAAGGGUCUAGCUCAAGUUUAUUACAUCUGGAAUUAUAAGUUAAGGUACAAUUAGCUCCAACAAUACGAAUUGUAAAUCGUCUCUGUACUGAUUCCAGCCUUAUUUUAUCCUUCAUGAGCGCAUUGCUGAGAAUAAACGUGCAAUAUUCUGGAAGUGGUCGAACAGAAACUUUGUACAUUAAAAUACAUGACUCAUUGUUAUGAAGGUUUCGAGUUACGUAACCUGCCAGGCGUUGAGACUUAGAGGUCUAUUUCAAUAUCUGUUCUGUAAACGACAAGUCUUGGGAGUAUCUAAGUCCUAAGUCUACUGCUGUAUGUAACAUAGAUAACAGUUCUCCAUUUAUGGUAAGAUCUAAGUUGAUUGAUGUAUCACCGAAGCAUAUCCAUCCACAUUUAUCUGUAUUAAGCUCCAGUUGCCAUUUUAAGCACCACUGAGCUACCUUGUUAAGCUCCAUGCUGAUGCAAUUUUGCAUAUUCUUCAGCUCAUGUAGAGAAAAUGAACAUAAUACUUUAAGAUCAUCUGAAUAUAGAAGGGGCUUACUGACACAAAAGCUUUCACAAAUAUCAUUGAUAAACACUAAAAAGAGCAAAGGACCUAAGACACUACCAUGUAUUACACCACUUCUAACAGGGACAGCUUUGGACAAUGAAGAGUUAACUUUAACUAUUUGAUGUCGAUUGCUGAGAAGGGAAUCAAACCAAGCUAGCGAAGGAUUUUGAACCACAUAAGAUGAGAGUUUACCUACAAGAAAUUGGUGGCUAACCAUGUCGAUGGAUUUAGAAAUGUCCAGAUAUAGCACCAAAACUGGUUAUCCUUGUCUACAUAGAGAAUAGCAAACAUAGAUAGCUUAGAUUGAUAUCAUGAAUGGAUCAAUGUUAGAUCAUCACUGAAAACGUGGAAGCACUGGACGGCUGUUUGGUCCUAGUAUCUCAUAUGAGGAGUGGUGGAUGAGCAUUGAUGAAGAGUCCCAUAGUAGGACGAAACAACCGUCUAGUGGUUCCGGUUUUUCAAUGACAGUCUAACACUGAUCAAUUCCAGAUACUGAUCUAAACUCAACAAUCUUCAAAACCCGAUAGUGACAUUGUUAGUUUGUCCAUAAAUAUGUAUUGUUCAAGUAAACCUGAAAACAGUAAACUAUGUACAAUGAAUAAGUAAUCGAAUAGACAUAUAACGUAUACAUGUGCACUUAAAUAUUGUUUCGAAAAAAAACCAAUUUUCAUCAUGAUAUCCUUCUUGGCUUAAGUAAACAUAGAAGUUCCAAAUGAGAUGUUCGAACAAGAAGCUUUCUUCUUUCAAUCAGUCUAGUUUGUGAGAAAAAGUACCUAAAUAAGUGAGUAACAUAUUCGUGUAAAUCAAUUAUAUAAGAAUCAUGUAGAUUAUAUUCUUUGAGGACAAGCCACAAAUAAAUCCCUUGCUUAAUGUCUCAUCUUAAUCUAAUCAAGGCAGAAGAUUUAAAAAAGAUAAAAUAAUAUUCUAGGUAAAGAUGGUUAGUGGCUAUCAGUGGAAUCCACGACGCGUGUUUCGUCCUACAUAGGGCUCGUCACCUGGAUGUACCCACUUAUCAGAGUUGAUGUUCAUUCUGAGACUCGAAAUAAGUGAAUUUAAAUUCACCCCAUUGCACAAGCAAGUGGCUAUCAGCACUCAGUAGCUGAGUGGAUAACGCCAUGGUAUUUGAAGAGAAAGGUACUGGGUUCGAGUCCCAGAGUGAACAUCAACUCUGAUAUGUAGGUACAUCCAGGUGACGAGUCCCAAAUAGGACGAAACGCGUGUCUUGGAUUCCACUGCUAGCCACUAUCCACCAUUGCUUACAAAAGGCUUGGUAUCUCACACUCUAUAUUUCUAUAAUCAUUGACCUAUUUCCGAUUAUGUAACAUUAAUUUGAGCUUUUAUUAUUCUUAUCAAAAACAGUGUACCUGUUAUCUCACUAUGAAUUUGUACUUUUCACUUAUUAUGUAAUCUAUUCCAUUGUUAUCAUUGACUCAUAAACUUCCUUGAUUGGUUUAAUUCAUUUCGCAUAUGCAUAUAUAAAUACAUUACUGCAUAUUAGAGUAAAGCUCGAUGAGGAUCUAAUCCAAAACAAUAUUAAUCGCUUGUAUCAAUAUGGAAAUUUUUCAGGUUAUCAGUUUGUUUAAGGUGUUUCAGUUUCUAUAGGUUAAUAAGUAGACGAAGACUAUAUUAGCGCUAUACAUUUCGAAUAAUCUAAUCACACAUAAUAAACUUGUUAAGUCAACUAGUCUAGAAAUGUAGAGUAAGAGGAGACAAGGAUAAUAAAGAAAAUAAUAAUGAAUUGAGGGGUGGCAGUUAUUGAAACUAUUCAAAAUUUCAUUGAGGUCCAUAUCUUUUUCUCAAACAAUAAAAGUACCAUCCAUAUAUCUCUUAUGUAAAUGCAAUUUCGUGGAUUGGUUGAAGUUAGACAUUAACACCAUUAGAUACCGGCCGGUUUAGUGCUCGCGCGCAAGACUGAUAGGUCCUCGGUUCAAAUCUCUCGGGGGUGGGCGAAAUUGUGGGUGCGCACUGCUGAGGAGUCCCAUACUAGAAUGAAACGGCCUUCCAGUACUUCCAGGUUUCCCAUGUUUGUCCAGCUUCAAUUGACUCAUGAUUUCAACUCGUAAAUGAAAUCUCUUAAUUAUUGGUCAAAGUACCGAAUUUUUUAAAUUGGCCAUAAAACAAUCAGCCAUGAUAGGAUCCAAUAGAGAACCCAUUGAAACUUUAUCUCUGUAUGAAAAACACUUCGUAACUUCAUCAAUCUAAUCUAAUUUUCUGUACAAUAAUCAACCAUUCAUGUAUACAUGAAUAUAAAAUAUCCUACUUAGAAUUCCUUCUUUAUUACUUUAUCAAAAAAAACCUUUUUCUUUUUCUUCUUCUUUUAUCCAAUUCACAGGGAUGUGCUGAAGUAUUAAAUAAUUACACUUAUAAAUAUAUUGAUCCAAUAUUGGCUUUAUGUUUUAUAUUUACAAUAAUUAAAAUUAUUUAUAUAUUAAUUUCAAUUUGGAUGAUACGUAGAUCAUCUACUGGUAAAGAUCCACACAUUCUUGAAUGUUGUUGAAAGAAAAAAAAGAAAAGAAACUCUCAAUGUUUUCAUAUUUUCUAUUGAAGAAGAAAAAAAGAAAAGAAAAAAAUAUUUUUUUUCUUAAAAAAAAACAAUUAAAUCAAUAUCAUUCCAAUAAAAUUGAUAAUUAUUGAUUAUUUAUUUAUUGAUUAUUUAUUUACUUUUAAUAUCCAAUGACAAAUCAUUUAACAUGAGGAGGAUGUCCUUUUUUUUUCAUUUUUCAAAUGACUAUCAUUACAUAACAUUACGUCAUAUUGUUAUUACAUCAUACCAUCCGAUUGUUUUUGUUUCUUAUUCAAUAUUAUUAACAGUACAAAUAUAAGAGAAUACAGAAUACCAAUAAGUC
Molecule: messenger RNA, 5844 nt
Organism: Schistosoma haematobium
Lineage: Eukaryota; Metazoa; Platyhelminthes; Trematoda; Strigeidida; Schistosomatidae
Product: tetraspanin 12, variant 2
Exons: 5
Coding region: 551-1105 (184 amino acids)
Cellular component (GO): membrane
Source: RefSeq, a predicted model, not a curated record